Molecule: messenger RNA, 2983 nt
Organism: Formica exsecta
Lineage: Eukaryota; Metazoa; Arthropoda; Insecta; Hymenoptera; Formicidae
Product: protein cortex-like
Exons: 10
Coding region: 634-2256 (540 amino acids)
Biological process (GO): positive regulation of ubiquitin protein ligase activity; anaphase-promoting complex-dependent catabolic process; positive regulation of anaphase-promoting complex-dependent catabolic process
Cellular component (GO): anaphase-promoting complex
Molecular function (GO): protein binding; ubiquitin ligase activator activity; anaphase-promoting complex binding
Source: RefSeq, a predicted model, not a curated record
GAGAUGUGCUGGAUAUCAAAAAAUAUUUCGAUUUUUUUCACCGAGAGAUGUUGACUAUUAGACGAAUGUCAAGUGUAUACUAUUGUGUAUAUGUGCAUACUAUUAUCGAAAUAUUUAUAAAUAAAAGAAAGAUAUAUUAAUAAAUCAUUUAUUUCUCUGGUAACAUGUCGAACGUAUUGAUAUAUACUACAUAUCACAUUUCUGUUUUUUAUUCAUACUAACUGAAAAAGAAAAACGAUUUGCUCUAUAUAGUUUAUGAUUUUCUAUAGAUUCUGCUAAACUACUUCCCACCUGUUUCGUCUCAUUUCAUUCUUUAUUUCACUAUUUUUCCCUUUACAAAGCUGAACAAUUACAAAAAUCGUUAUGUAUGAGAUAAAUAUCAAUUUUCAGAUAUAUGUAUACUGAGAUUAUAUCCUUUGAAUUUUUAUUUUUGUUGAAUAUAAAAAACGAUCUCAUUGGUUCCGCAAACCAACCUUAUAAUGUUAUACUUGAUACGCUGUAACGGUUGGUACAUUCUAACCAGUAAUUUUAAAUGAUAUAUUGACAGUUUUUCAACUAGCACUUGUGUGGCCCAGUUGGCAUUCAACAAUAUAUCAGUUUUGGCUGAGAUGCUUCAGUAGAUAAACGGAAUCAAUGUGGUGUGCGUCGUUCGAUCAAAGUCAUAAAAGAAAGAUGAAUAGAUUGCUGGAUUUCGAAGAGCAGAAUCAAGACGCACCCAAUGAUACCCCUUUGCGCGGAUAUCAUUCGAGAUUUCGCAGAACCGAACUGCUGGAUAUUACAAAACCGAAUAUUCCACGGAAAUGGUUUCUGGCGUCUACCCUUCAAGCGGCUCUCGCGGAGAAUCAUGAGGAACAUAGCAGACAAAACUUUUCGGAAUCUUUGAAUGAUGCGAAAGUCAGGGCGCAUCCGUCCAUGCUGAGACAAACCUAUUCGGGGGACAGAUUUAUACCUUGCCGUCGCGGUUACAGUUUCGAAGCGGCCCACUGUUUGUUAAGGAAAGAAUCCGAGGACACGGAGGGCAGCAUUACGAUAGACGUUCAUAAACAGCUUGAUUUGCUGCAUGUUACGCAUCAACGCGAAGCUUGCCACGCGAUGAUGACAGAACAGGCUGUCAUACCGGGUUUAAAUCAAACCAAGAUUCUACACUAUAGCAAUUCAACGACGCAGUCUCAGAAUCCGCGGCGAUUCAAGAAGGUGGGAAACUGGAAGUGCACGCCGCGCAAAAAAACCUUGAUAGAAAGCAUAGAUAAAAUAUUGUGCAUAUCGGAUUCUACGGAAGGUGACAAUAUCGAUCUGGUCGAUUGGAGCUGCAAUGAUAUGAUAGGCGUCGGCAGUCGAAAUUGCGUGAGGGUAUGCAAUGAUAACGGCACGAUGUUGGCAACGUGGCAGGAUAAGGAUCGUCCCAGAGUCAUUAAAUGGAGCAACGACGGUAGUAAGCUGGCGGUAUGUACAAGUUUCAAGAUCAUAUUGUACAAUUUAGAGAGAAAAAAAUCCAUGUGGAACACCUCUUGUAAAUGUUUAAUAGCGACGACUCAUAACUACUGCGUUAUUCGUUGCAUCUGCUGGUCUUCUGGUGAUCGUCACAUCGUUACUGGAUGUCUGGGCUCGAUAUCAAUAUACGCAUCCGAUACGGGCAAGUUGAUUAGUACCAACAUGAGACACAUGGCUCGCAUCUCGACCCUAAAUUUUUCGCCAAAUUUCAAAUACCUUGUAUCGACCGCGCAGGACAAAACCGUCGGAGUGUUUAUCUGGCCAGAUUUAACCCCUUGUUACCACAUCAAAUUUCCCAAAAACAUAAAGGCGAUCGCCUGGCAUCCGCAGGUGUCUAACACGCUUUGUAUAGGCGACGGCCAUAACGGAUCGUUGUCGUUAUGGGACAUCAACAAGAAGGUAAUGACAGCCAAUGUCUGCGUCAAAUCUCACGGACUUCGCGUGGAAAACUUCGCUUGGAACAAGUUAAGCGGUGAGUUGGUCGUACAUUGGACCUACAGGGUAGGGGACAAACGAUACACGAUAGUUCCGGUGCUCGCCAAUUUCGAUCGAAUCGUAGAUGCACUGCCACUAGCAAGUAAAGAGGCGCAUAUAUCCUUUUUGAAAUUCAACGCCACGCACGAAGAGCUGAUAACAUACGGUAACGACGUCUUUUCGAUAUGGAAAUUUUUUGGCAACGAGAAAUUUCAGUACGGACGACAAGUACCUCUCUAUAACUCGACACGACGGAGGCAAGGAGUUCUCGUCCAUAAUCCAAUUCGAUAAUUAUAUAUUUGUCUUAUAUAAUAGAGUAAUAAGCUUUAAGAUUCGUGAGAUAUUAGUAUUAAACUGAUUUGUUUUACAAUUUUUUUGCGCAGAAGUUAUCCGUUUUAGAUACAUAUAUGAAAAAAAUGCCAGUAUUUCGUAACUCCAAACAUCACAUUUUAAAGUGUAUAAGGAAAGGUGGCGUUUUACUCCACACAUUGAUUAAACUUUUCAAACAUUUAACUCUUAUAUUACCAGAUAAUGUGAUUUAUGCGAAAAAUAUUAUCUUUAUGAUUUACGGUAUCAGCAGUAUUACAUAAAUGAAAAUUUAUCGAAUACCUUAAGAUCAGAUAAGUUCGCGUAAAAUUACGAACGAGUAUCGAAGAUCAAGUAUAAAAAAAAAUGUCUUCCAGUAACUGACCAUUCCUGUUACAAUUAACGCAACAUACAGCGCGGAUAAUUUCCCAGUUCAUUAAAAUUAAUGGCGCUAAAAUUCAUUUAGAUUGAUUUAGCGUUCGAUUUAGCAACACUCGUAAAUAAAUAACUUAUCUCGCAGUAUAUCGGUAAAGCUCCUGCGCCAAGAAUUUAAGUUACCAUCGAUAUGCAAAAAAAAAAAAAAAAAGCUGAGCUGGAAUGUAACCGUCUGGUUUCCCCUGGCCAAUCUUUCGAAUUUUACAAGUGGGGCAAUGAUACAGUUAUAUUAGAAUAUAUUACAUGCAAUAAAUUACAUAUAAUAUGAUAUCAAUUU